Molecule: messenger RNA, 2269 nt
Organism: Hyalella azteca
Lineage: Eukaryota; Metazoa; Arthropoda; Malacostraca; Amphipoda; Hyalellidae
Product: gastrula zinc finger protein XlCGF8.2DB-like
Exons: 1
Coding region: 161-1297 (378 amino acids)
Biological process (GO): regulation of transcription by RNA polymerase II
Cellular component (GO): nucleus
Molecular function (GO): RNA polymerase II transcription regulatory region sequence-specific DNA binding; DNA-binding transcription factor activity, RNA polymerase II-specific
Source: RefSeq, a predicted model, not a curated record
CAUACUGGAGAUCAGCACAGCACAAAUGCACACUGACUUCAUUUUUAUUACCGCAGAUAAGCACAAUGGAAGGACUAGUAUAAAACUAGGUGUUGUUAAGCCCUUAGAGUAUCCGAAUCGUGAUUAAUAAAGUAGCAGAGAAGACAACCUGGGAUCCCACAUGGCUGGAAGUCAUAGUAGUGGAAAGCCUUUCAAGUUUCCGCAUUGUGAGUACUCCAGUACUCGACAGCAAUCUGUACAACGCCACAUUGAUGCAAAACAUGGCGUUGAAUCAAGGGAGUUAUCGGCAGUGGAUCAUGAAAUUCCCUAUUCAUGUCAGCAAUGUGAUUUUUAUUGUUCUACAGUUGAAGAAUUUGAAACUCACGUGGCAUACGUACAUUCAAUUGAAAUUUUGUUCAGGUGUCCGGAGUGUGAGUACUCCAGUGGCCAAGAAGAGAACCUGAUAUCCCAUAUGGCUAGCGAGCAUCGUAACGAGAAGCCUUUCAAAUGUCCGUAUUGUGAGUACUCCAGCAACCGAAAACAAUCUGUACUACGCCACAUAGCUACAAAACAUGGCGUUGAAUCAAGCAAGUUAUCGUCGGUGGCUCAUAAGAUUCGCUAUUCAUGUCAGCAAUGUGAUUUCUAUUGUUAUACAGGAGAAGAAUUGGAAAUUCACGUGGAAUCCAUACAUUCUACUGAAAUUUUGUUCAGGUGUCCGCAAUGUGAGUACUCCAGUGGCAGAGAAGAGAACCUAAAAUCCCACAUGAUUCUCAAGCAUCGUGGUGAAAAGCCAUUCAAGUGUCCGCAUUGUGAGUACUCUAGUGGCAGAGAAGAGAACCUAAAAUCCCACAUGGUGCUCAAGCAUCGUGGUGAAAAGCCAUUCAAGUGUCCGCAUUGUGAGUACUCCAGUGGCAGAGAAGAGAACCUAAAAUCCCACAUGGUGCUCAAGCAUCGUGGUGAAAAGCCAUUCAAGUGUCCGCAUUGUGAGUACGCCAGUAGUCGACAAUAUCACCUGAAAUCCCACAUGGCUAGCAAGCAUAAUGGUGAAAAGCCUUUCAAGUGCCAGCAAUGUGAGUACGCAUGUAAACGAAAGCGAUACCUGAAAUACCACGUGGCUGCUAAACAUAGGGAUGAAAAGCUGUUCAAGUGUCAUGAGUGUGGGAGCACGUGUAAAUUAAAAACCGCCUUGAUAUCUCAUAUUGCAUACAUGCAUUCAAGUGAAAAGCCCUACAAUUGUGCGGAAUGCGGGUACUCGUGUUUUCGAAAAUAUCACUUGCAACGCCACGUGGAAGCCAAGCACUCAAAUAGACAACCCUAAAUCUGUUUGAAAAAUUAGCCGAAAACAAGACGUGGAUCUUCACUUGUCAUUCGAAGAAAGCCACCACGUCUAUCCUUUAUAUAAGUAACUAUGGAAAGUCUAAAGGGAUAGGGAUGUUAUUCUGAGUUGGAUUACCAUGAAUAAAAUUCCUCCCAUCCGUCUACUAAUACCCAUGGGAAGUUUUGACUUCGUAGGUGUGGAAUUCAAGCACUAACCUUGGUUGUGUUCUGCCAAGUAUUCAAAAAGAUGCUGUAACAACUAACAAAUUGAAUGAAGGAAUAAUUCUGGGUUUAAUAUCGUAUGUUAGCAAUUGCAUGGAUAAAUUUUCUACGGAUUUUUAUAGUUUCGGAAAGUCAUGAUUGAAUUGGGAUACAAUUCGACUCAACCAGCCACGAAAACUUUGUGUACACUAACGGAGUAAAAAAUGUUGUUUUCGCGGGAGAAUAAAUACAUUUCUUGCUCUGACUGCAAAGGCAGCAAUGUCAUCGGCACUUGUUCGAAGCUCAUGCAUGGUGGAAAUGCUGACAAAACAAUCGCUCAUUGAGACAUUCGUGGUCAAAAGUCUCAAAACCCUCUUAUAUAUACUUUUGUGAUGGGUGAAAACUUCCGGAAAUGAAAACCGAGUAGAAUACAAGUUGAAUGAUCACGGUGUGUUAAUACAAAUUUUCUUUCUUGUGAUCACGGAUAUGCGAUGUUGGAAAGUCAUCUUAAUAUUACAUACAUUUUUCUAAUCUUUCAUGCAUCAUCCAAUGCAUCAGCUUAGGUGCGCGAAUAAGGUGGUUCUUUCCUUCAUAUUUCUUGAUCAAUGACCACUUCAUUCGGAAUAUUUUCAUUCGAGAUGCGCGAAUUUUACUUUACUUACUUUUCCACCAAGACCGUCUGUUAAAUCAUUCCGUUGUGUUGACUUAUUUAUUAUCAAUUAGCUGCUUUUAAACCCUAAUUUUAAGGUGUGGAUUGAUAAUUUGCAUUAUA